AUGGAGCACCUCUCAGAAGCAGCCCGCACCGUUAUUACCUCACUACAAGCUCUACCAGAGGCUCCAGAGUUACAACGAGCUAACAUUGCCAUAAUAGGGGGUCUCGCACUUCAACACCACGCCCCAGGCUACCGGCCAACAAAGGAUGUUGAUAUCCUAAUUUUCAAUCGGGACCAUCCGAUCUGCACUCUGGAUGUCCGGGCUAAACUAGCCUCCCGCUUCCCGAACGAGUUCGAGGACGUACCAGAGCCAGUAUCCUCCUGCCUCAAUAUCCCGGACACGAUCAAGGUGGACUUCGUCCCACAGGAGUUGCCACCAUACCUUCCGGCUCAAGCGGCAACCCUGGAGGAGGUGGACCCGAAUCAUCUUCCUUUUCUUCCCCUGGUGGACCUCCUUGUCUACAAAAUCAACAGCUGUGGCAUGCGGCCCACACCUGAAAAGCAAAAGCAAGAUGCAGAGGACGCGCAAGAGCUAGUCAACAUCCUGUCUUCGCCGGGGACCAUUACCCUUGAUGACUCGCAGAAACAGGCUGUCGUGUCGGGUCUGGAUGAAAUGUUAGAGUAUUCUGAGGAGGAUAGAGACUGGUGGGAAUCUGCUCUCGGGCUGAGCGUCUGA
This is a messenger RNA of Aspergillus lentulus, 615 nucleotides long. The record is from RefSeq and is a predicted model, not a curated record. NCBI's taxonomy places the organism in Eukaryota, Fungi, Ascomycota, Eurotiomycetes, Eurotiales, Aspergillaceae.